Messenger RNA from Mollisia scopiformis, 1240 nucleotides. RefSeq lists its product as uncharacterized. NCBI's taxonomy places the organism in Eukaryota, Fungi, Ascomycota, Leotiomycetes, Helotiales, Mollisiaceae. The coding region runs from base 124 to 930 and encodes 268 amino acids. The record is from RefSeq and is a predicted model, not a curated record. The transcript has 3 exons.
UCGGCAAUUGUGUUCGGCGUCAAUCCCAAGCCCAGCAAUAGCAUCAUAUGCAGACCAGAAUUCUUGCACACUUUCCCAUCACAAAGUAAGAAGUCUAAAUAGAUCGAUGAACAAGAGUCGAUAAUGUCUCUUCAACCCAAGGAUAAGAUUUGUCUCCUGAGUCUUGACGGAGGUGGUCCAAGGUCUUUAGACAUGGUGACGCUUGAGCUUAUGCUGCGAAAUAUUACAGUUGAACCUCAAACUCCGUUUGAAUCACUAAAAGAAAUCUUUCCCGUCGAAGAAUUUAGACCCAGGUUCACUGGCAUCAAAUACCCCUACAACAACUCAUCUGCCAAAGUUGGGCCGGACUAUAUACUCCCGACCAAUACCUUCCACGCCAAGGAAGAACUCCAAUCUAACAUAUUCUAUUCGCUCUUUGACACACUACAAUGGCGAUGGAUUGAAAAUGAAACGAACCUCAGUCCUGGGGAGCCCGAGACAAUUUGGAAUUCUAAGGCGUCCCAUCUAUCAGCAGCACGAACCUGGGCAUCAUUAAUUGGUAUUGGUGGGUAUUCUCAGCUACAAUCAGUUAAUUCAUGUAUAAAUGAUAUAGACACUGUGAAUAGAUUCCUCAAGGGACGGUACGAAGAAUGGGGAAAUCUCGAGACUCCAUAUUUUCCCACCAAGAUUGACAAGUUGUUUGAUCGAGAUCAUGUUUGGGCUGUGACUCAAACCAUGGUUUCCCUCGAAACGCUCGCUUUGUGCGCCAUGCAUGUUUUGCAGGCCUACAAAGUGUAUCCCGACUUUUGGGGACGAUUAGCUUACGAAGUGUAUCCUAAGUUCUGGGGUCGGUCAUUUGAUUAUUAUCCAUCGGCUGGCGACGGGCCUACGGUCGGCCACCUUCUCUUUCACCAUUUUCAGGUCCUUGAAUUUCAUUUGAAUGUAGUCUGAUUGAGCGCGUCUUUGUUGUCAGGUCUUCGUCAAAGCGGGGUUUUUUUAUCCUCAGGUGUGCCUGCUGUACUCGACGGCACCCAAAGGUUUUUCCCCUGUUCAGUUUCGAGAAGAUUAAGGAUAUAUUGAAGUUUAUUUCCUUUUGUUAGCCAUACAAGCUACAUGUGAGACCUUUCACACGGAUAUGUUAUGUGGCUUCAGACUGCUGCUAUAUAUUGACAGCUCCUCUGCACUCUGAUUUCACAUCAUUGUACUCCAUCAGAUAGUUCAUUAUAUUCACGCUGCCGCCCCACUGAAACUAGCACCAUUU